Centruroides sculpturatus (bark scorpion) is the source of this 2090-nucleotide messenger RNA. It is a transcript of the gene Tdc2, whose product is annotated as tyrosine decarboxylase-like. The coding region runs from base 1 to 1725 and encodes 574 amino acids. The transcript has 15 exons. Lineage: Eukaryota; Metazoa; Arthropoda; Arachnida; Scorpiones; Buthidae. The record is from RefSeq and is a predicted model, not a curated record. Gene Ontology annotation, molecular function: carboxy-lyase activity; pyridoxal phosphate binding. Gene Ontology annotation, biological process: amino acid metabolic process.
AUGGACACGGCGGAAUUCAGAAAGAGGGGUCGAGAGAUGGUGGACUACAUUUCCGAUUAUCUGGAAAGUAUUUCGCAGAGACGAGUCACCCCCAACAUCGAACCGGGAUAUUUACGACAUCUGAUCCCCUACAUUCCCCCUACCAAAGGGGAGAAGUGGGAAACUAUCAUGAAAGAUGUGGAAAGAUAUAUCAUGCCGGGUGUUACGCAUUGGCAACAUCCUCGUUUCCAUGCCUAUUUCCCUGCUGGCAAUAGCUAUCCUUCGAUUCUGGCAGAUAUGCUGUCUGAUGCCAUUGGAUGCGUGGGGUUUUCUUGGGCUGCCAGUCCUGCCUGCACUGAAUUGGAAACUAUUAUGUUGGAUUGGUUAGGAAAUAUGAUCGGUCUGCCUGAAGACUUUCUUUGUCUAUCAGAUAACAGCAAAGGUGGAGGCGUGAUACAAGGAUCGGCCAGCGAAUGCGUCUUAGUAUCGUUGUUAGCUGCUCGUCACUCGACAAUUCGAACUUUGAAACAGCAACACCCUUUUGUUGAAGAAGGCGUUCUUCUUUCUAAACUGAUGGCAUACUGCUCGAAGGAAGCACAUUCCUGCGUGGAGAAGGCAGCCAUGAUUGGUUUUGUCAAAUUGCGAAUCUUAGACACGGAUGAUAAAUUCCAAUUGAGAGGUGCUACCCUUGCUAAAGCCAUGGAGGAGGAUCGGGCGAUGGGAUUAAUUCCCUUUUUCGUAGCAGCCACUUUAGGAACUACUUCCUGUUGUUCUUUCGAUCCCCUUUACGAAUUGGGUCCCGUGUGCCAGAAAGAAGGAGUUUGGCUUCACGUGGAUGCUGCUUACGCAGGAAGUUCCUUCAUAUGUCCCGAAUUCCAGCAUCUGAUGACCGGCAUCGAGUAUGCCAUGUCCUUCAAUAUGAAUCCCAAUAAAUGGAUGUUGGUCAAUUUCGAUUGUUCCACUAUGUGGGUAAAGGAUCGUUUCAAGUUAACUCAGGCUCUGGUUGUCGAUCCUCUGUACUUGCAACACAGUUACUCAGAAAAGGCUAUAGAUUAUAGGCACUGGGGGAUACCAUUGAGUAGAAGAUUUCGCUCGUUGAAACUGUGGUUUGUAAUUCGUAAGUAUGGACUAGAAGGGUUGCAGAAGUAUAUAAGAGAGCACGUAAGACUGGCGAAGAAAUUUGAAAAUCUGGUGAAGAAGGAUGACAGGUUUGAAGUCGUCAAUCAAGUGCAACUGGGUUUAGUUUGCUUUCGCUUAAAGGGAUCCAAUAAUUUGAAUCAAAAGCUCCUCUCCUCCAUUAACGCAUCGGGUAAAUUGCAUAUGGUUCCGGCAUCAUUAAACGAAAGAUACUUCAUCCGAUUUUGCGUGUGCGCUCAGCAUCCAACGGAUGACGACAUCACUUACGCAUGGAAAGUCAUCACGCAAUUCACUUCCGAUCUGCUCGAAAUCAUGAAAAUGGACAGCAAUAAAGAGAAGAAUAGAGAAGAGGAAGAGGAGGAGGAAGAAGAAGAGGAAGAAGAAGAAGAAGAUAAAGAGAACAAAGACGAAGAAUCUGUAGACGAAGUUUUCCUUCUAGAACGCAAGAAACGUCACAGCUUAAAAUACAAGAGAAGUUUCUUCGUCAGGAUGGUGUCAGAUCCAAAAUUAUACAACCCUAAGAUAGUCAGAGCUCUUUCUUCUACUGGAAGUAGGAGACAUACCAGUGAUCCCAUAGACAGUGAUACAGGUGUUAUAACACCAGUCUGAAUUAUGGAAAUAAUUUAAAAAUAUAAGUAGAAAAACUUCAUUUAUCUUACGUUUUGUGUCCAAAUAAUCAAAAAUUAUCUAAAGCAAUUAUUUGUGGGAAAAACAAAGGGUUUUACAAUUACUUUAGUGAUGUAAAGUUGUUCUCAAAUAUUGUUAAAUUCUCUAGUUCUCCCUUUGAUUAGUAGUUUAUAUUUUUCUGAUGUUUAAGGAUCUAUAUAAAUAUAUAUACAUAUAUAAAUUUAGAUUUCUGUAAAUGUGAAGAUAUCAAUUGAACAAAUGUGUAAAUACUGUAUGUAGUGUAUAUGUUAAUCAAACAAAUAAUAGUAUCAAAAUGUAUUUGUUAUUUAAUUAAAUUAAAAAUUAUA